This is a messenger RNA of Spodoptera exigua (beet armyworm), 408 nucleotides long. Lineage: Eukaryota; Metazoa; Arthropoda; Insecta; Lepidoptera; Noctuidae. The record is from the annotation of a GenBank genome assembly.
AUGGUGGUGAGGAUGUUCGUCCUGGUGGUGAUGGUGUUUGCUCUCUGCUGGCUGCCUUACCACGCGUACUUCGUCCUGACCUACCACUACCAGUCUCUAGCAUCUGCACCCUUCGCCCAGCACAUCUACCUCUUCUUCUACUGGUUGGCCAUGGCGAAUUCCAUGUUCAACCCCUUGAUUUAUUACUGGAUGAGUAAUAAAUUCCGUAUCUACUUUCGCAUGGUGUUAUGUUGGUGUUGGACACCGAAAACAUCAUCAUCCACUGACAUGAAGAAACUAGAAAUGAACAAAUCAUUUUCAGAUCAUUCGAAUGCAACAGAACUGAUAACGAAUGGCAACGCAGUGCGAAUGAACCCACGAGGUGAACCCGAUGAUAGACAUUAUCACAUGUGUGACGAUAAACUAUGA